AUGUCGAAUAGUUCAUAUCGUAAUUUUAUACUAAGACAAUAUUUUAUUGAUUUACUGAACAUAUCGCAUACGUCUCUUGUUCGCUCAAUGGUUUACAGUCAUCAUAUAACCAGUAGAUCCAUACAAGUUAAAAAUACAAGAAGAAAACGUUCAAAUGAUGAUACAUCAUCAUCAUCAUACAGUCCUAUGUUUACUUUACAAUCAAGUAAUUGUUUUGCUGUUGAUAAACAAGUUCAAUCAACAUUUAUCUGGUCUCAUUCCAUCGAAUAUUUAACAACCAUUGAACUUAUCUAUCAUAUUGAUACAGCAGAGAUAAGUCGAUUUUCAAUUCCGGUACAAAUACGAUUUAAACACUCGCAAACUUCGAAAGAAUUUUUCACAAUAAAUACUCAUCUACAAUUUGAUUCUGAUCGAGACUUUUAUGUUGUUAAUAUUUAUCAAUAUAUAGUUCAAAUAAAUAAUCAAAGCUUAAUUAUUGAAUCACUGAUAAAUAAUCAAACAUGUCAAACAUCAAGUACAUAUAUAAUAAUAUCGUCGGCCACCACUAUUCGAUCAAAAUCGAAUCAAGCAUUAAAAUCCAAUUCUAAAUUUUCAUUGGAUACUUAUCAACUAAAGGAAACACAAACUGAUAAAUCAUCAUCGCUGUGUAAAUUAAAAACAGUUCAAAUUAAAUUUGAAGAUCUUGGCUUAGCUUAUUUAAUUAUUCGACCAAAAGAAUAUAAAUUUACCUAUUGUGAUGGCUCUUGUUCCUAUUCAACACUGCAACAGCAAUCGCAAACAUCAAUGCACGCACUUUUAAAAUCCAUUCUCAAUAGAAAAAUAACUAAUAUUCCACAAACUACAUGUGUACCAUCAAAAUUUGCUGACGACAAUUUUCUUCUUCGACAAAUGGAUGGUAGCCUUGAAAUUCAUCCUAUUAAAGAUAUAAUUGUCAAACAAUGUGCUUGCCUGUGA
This is a messenger RNA of Rotaria socialis, 954 nucleotides long. The record is from the annotation of a GenBank genome assembly. Lineage: Eukaryota; Metazoa; Rotifera; Eurotatoria; Philodinida; Philodinidae.